AUGACUCCCGAAGACGUCGAAGCCGUUCUCCAAGGACGGGAUGGCGGGGUAGCGGGGCAACUACCUUCCACCGCCGACGAGCAGGGCAAGGUCAAGUUCCUACAGGACGUGUUCGUUGACGUGGAGAAAGCGUGGGCUGCGAGGGAUUCCGGUGUCGUCAAGGCGUAUGCUGAGAAGCUCGCCAUUGGUAGCCGCCAGGACGAGAACCGCGACCGGGUCGUCAAGGCAAACGCCAUACCAAACAUCAUCCAUUUCUCUGCGGACCGCACACUCCGCCCCUUUGCCAUUACAGUUCUCUACAAUAUCAUGGUCGACUAUGCUCCAGCACAGAACCAAGCCUCCAACUCCAAGCUCAGCUCCAAGCUCAUCGACCUCCUCUCCGGACCCAACCUCGACGACGUCCUACCACUAGUAGACCUCAUCUCCAAGACCCUCAACCUAAUCGCCACCCAAGAAUCCGAAGCGACCAACGCCGACCCCAAGACCCCGGCCGUCCUCCUCUCCCUCGCCACCAGCCCCGAGAUCGAAGACGAGGCCGAAGACUUCCUCUCCCUCGUCUCCGUCGCCCAAGAAUACCUCACCCACGCAUCCCUCCAAACCGCCUUCGUCUCCGCCGGCAGCAUGCCCCUCUUCCUCUCCGCCUUCGAAAUCGCCCACUCGUCCCGCUUCGAUUCCUCAACCCUCGACGACACCAAGCUCUCCAACCAGGCCGCCAUCGUGCGCAAGAUCCUCAUCAACGCCCUCUCCGACAUCACCGACAACCCGGCCUUUGCGCAAACCCACCCCAUCUCCAGCCCCAUCUUCCGCCAGCUCGGCGACUGGCUCAACGCCGCCAACCCCGCCCUGCAGUCCGCCGCCUGCCUCGCCCUCGGUAACCUGGCCCGCGACGACGACUCCGCCCUCUCCCUCGUCUCAUCCUACACCGUCCACAUGCCCGUCGUCAAGCUCCUCGCCGACCCGUCCAACACAAACACCCUCCUCAUCCACUCCGCCCUCGGCUUCCUCAAGAAUCUCGCCAUCCCCCACAGAACAAGCGCGUCCUCGGCCCCUCCCUCUUCGCUCCGAGCGUCCUCCCUCGCAUCUGGGCCAUGGAAACCCUGCCCCAGCGCCGCAGAUGCCGUCACCGUAGCAGCGGCGGUCCCGACUCCAGCCCUCACCAACCUCCACAACCUUCUCGCCCUCUUCCGCCGCACCGACGAUCCCGCCAAGAUGGAGGCCGCCCGGGCCGUCCUCCGCGUCGGACGCUAUCAAAGGUACUCUCCCGAAGCGGCGGCCGACAGCAACGACUCCGAGGCGUUGGCGGCCGAGGUCAUGCAGGCUGGUGCUGAGCAGGCUGCUGUUGAUGCCGGGGUGGCCCAGCCGCCGCCGGCAGCCAAGGCGCCAAACGGGUCGAAGAGGGCUGAUCAGGAAAACUCUCUCAUCAUUGCCUGGAACCUAAUUCAGGGAGCCAAAUCAGAGGUUUUAAACGAGGCGGCUGUAGAGGUAGCGGAGACGCAACCAGUAAGACAAAUCAGUGAGUUUGAGGAUUUGGUAAACAAGGCUGGCUCGCUCUUGAGUAGCGAGGCCAAGGAGAAUAAUGUAGAGGCUUCCUAA
Messenger RNA from Parascedosporium putredinis, 1593 nucleotides. The record is from the annotation of a GenBank genome assembly. Lineage: Eukaryota; Fungi; Ascomycota; Sordariomycetes; Microascales; Microascaceae.